This is a messenger RNA of Micropterus dolomieu (smallmouth bass), 2782 nucleotides long. RefSeq names its product zinc finger protein OZF-like. Gene Ontology annotation, cellular component: nucleus. The record is from RefSeq and is a predicted model, not a curated record. The coding region runs from base 165 to 1334 and encodes 389 amino acids. NCBI's taxonomy places the organism in Eukaryota, Metazoa, Chordata, Actinopteri, Centrarchiformes, Centrarchidae. The transcript is spliced from 3 exons. Gene Ontology annotation, molecular function: RNA polymerase II cis-regulatory region sequence-specific DNA binding; DNA-binding transcription activator activity, RNA polymerase II-specific. Gene Ontology annotation, biological process: regulation of transcription by RNA polymerase II.
UCCACAUACCAUCAACUCAAUAUUGCCGUAUGCUUGUUCAGCAAGCUGCUGCGGCUAACGUUAGCUAUCUUUAAAUGGGAAGUAACGUUAGGUUACCUUUAAAACGUUGCGGACACACGAUGUGACAACCUUCGGUUUUAAGGAUUAUUUGAGAGGCUGCAGUCAUGGGCCCAGACACUGCAUCGGCCCCUAAAACAGAAUCUUCAGAGGAAAGUCCAGGAGAAGUCGUCAUGAAGGUGAUCUCAGAAUCAAAUUCCAAUGAUGCUUCAACCGCUACUGAGCCCGAGAACUCCAAACAACCAGAGAGCAACAUAUCAGACAAGUGUUACACUUGCUCCAUCUGUGGAAAGGUAUUUGACAGACCAUCGAAGCUAGAGAGGCACAAACCUGUACACGCGAAGAAACCUAAAACUCUUCAUCAGUGUCAGCACUGUGAUAAGAGUUUCACACAAGAAGAGAAGCUGAUCCGACACCAGAAUUGCCACAGUAGGACUAACAAGCACCCCUGUCCAGACUGCGGAAAGGUUUUCAACAGGCCUUCAAAGUUAGAGAGACACAAGCACACGCACUCAAAGAAACCGAAGGUGCCUCACCAGUGUUCAUACUGCAUGAAGACUUUCAGUAAGCUUAACAAACUUGUCCGUCACAAGCGAAUUCACACUGGGGAGAAGCCUUUUACCUGCUCGGUCUGCGGAAAGGGAUUCUCCGAGUCGGGUCACUGCAAAGCGCAUGAAAAGACGCACGAAGAGCAGCCGGAAAAACCCCACUGCUGUGCCGACUGUGGGAUGUGCUUCUUCAAGGCCUCAGAGCUCCGUCGCCACUUCCGCUCCCACACAGGAGAGAAACCUUUUAGAUGCACCCUGUGUGAGAGCUGCUUCUCCCGCUCUGAGGGACUUAAAAGACACAUGAGGAGCCACACCGGGGAAAGACCAUACAAAUGCAUUAUCUGCGGAAAGGGCUUUUAUUCUCGUCAGGAUUUGAAUAUUCAUGGUUUGAUCCACUCAGGAGAGAAACCACAUCUUUGCCCCGUGUGUGGCAAAGGCUUCUCACAGCUGGGCAACAUGAAAGAACAUGAACAAAAUGUUCAUAUUAAGUCCGAGACAUAUAUUUGCAAUGAAUGUGGGGCAACCUUUACGCGGUACAAGUCACUGACAAAACAUCAGCGGACGCACACAGGAGAAAGACCCUAUCUGUGCCUCACCUGUGGUCGCAGGUUUUCAUGGAGCCAUUCUCUUAGCCGACACCGGAGGACACACGCGCACAGACAGAUGUCUGUGGAUGCAUCCAAAGACAUAUCAAGUUUUGAAGGACCCUCUGAGAAUCCUAGCAGUUGAGAAUUGAAAUCCUUAUAGAAAGGACAUUUCAUGUUCAAAUAAUUUUCAAACAAUUUUCAUUGAGAAAAAUGUUUAAGCUUUGUGACAGUUCACCUUGCUGCUUGCUUUGUUAUUUUUCCACAAAAGAUCAGUUAGCAAUUCAUUGUACAUGGCUCCAGUUUGCCUAUUUGUUCUCACAAAUUUUAUAUUGAUCAAAGCCAAAAGGUACAUUCAAAGGCAUUGGUGUUUAUUGAAUUAUGUUGGCUAUUUGUACUCUUGUGUGUUCCCUUUAUGACAAAUUUGGACUUAACUUUAGAUAGUGUGGAAUAAUAUCUCAUAUCAUGGCAUUAAUUCCCAUUUUUUAUUAACCAAAAGAUAUGUCACAACCAAAGAAGAAUUAACCUUGCCAGAAGGCAGGCAACUCUUAAUUUGACAUGCAACCAAACUGAUACUAGAUCAAAUAUUGACCAAAUCUCUGCCACCAUAAAUGGAGAUGCCACACUGUAGUCUUUACUAAAUCUGAGUAAAUGUCUGCCUUCCAAAAGUGAUUCACUUAAUCUGAUGUAUUCUGCUACCUCACUGUAACAGUACCACAGAAGCAACACAAACAUUAACCAGCACAGGAUUUGUGCAUGAUUCGGUCCAAACCAGUAGCUCAGAGGUUUUCUUACUGCAGCCAAUAGAAGGAAAUUUUUCUGAAUUUUGUUAGCCAGUUGCCCACCAUAAACACAUUUGUUUUAGUUAUUUUAUACCAAAUCCUUUUUUAUAAUGAAACCCAUAACAGAAUGGUUAAUGGUGUUCUGACUCAGAGCAGAAAAGUGCUGUUACGUUAUUCUCUAUGCAGGUAUAUUCUUUCUCACCACCACUGAUUGCAGUGUGGCCACAGAAAUGCAAGCUUAAUGUGGAUUGAAGGCAGUGUGCAGCAGCAGUUUCCCUUUGUUAUGAGCUGUGUAAAUUGAAAUGAAUGUAAGUAUAAUAUAUUUGUUUUUUUCAGUUUUAGUUUUAUAUUGAUGCAUAGCAUAUACUGUAUAUUGUGUAGUUACAUAAUCCAUUGAUUUUUCUUAGUGGUACUAUUUACAUACAUGGUAGCUUACUGUCUAUAAACAGCUGCAUUACAUAGUGCUGUAGUUCACCACAUAGUAACAACCCAAUGGGCCCCUUACAUUCAUAAAUACAUAUUCAAGUAAUGUGCUCAAAUAUUUAUAAGUUGUGCCAAUAAUGAUGUGAACUGAACCUUGAACUACAUAAGUUAUUUUAUAGAAAAUACAGCUGCCAAUAAAGUGUCUUCAUAAUAUGGCUAUUGCAAUUAGAGCAUUUUUUAAAUUAUGUGUGAUGUCUUUUUCCAAAGUACUUGCUACUCCCUCCCCCCGCGUUCAUGGGGAGGGUCUGCCACCCGAAACCAAGUUGAUUUGGAGUUGGUAGGUCACAUGACAUGGAAGCUAUUGAAAUAAAUGAUGAUUUUACCAUAA